Molecule: messenger RNA, 1753 nt
Organism: Thecamonas trahens ATCC 50062
Lineage: Eukaryota; Apusomonadida; Apusomonadidae
Product: solute carrier family 47
Exons: 1
Coding region: 27-1628 (533 amino acids)
Biological process (GO): xenobiotic detoxification by transmembrane export across the plasma membrane
Cellular component (GO): membrane
Molecular function (GO): antiporter activity; xenobiotic transmembrane transporter activity
Source: RefSeq, a predicted model, not a curated record
CUUUGUCCCCCUCUCGCCCCGCUGCCAUGUCUGACAGCCCCCCACGUACAAGGGCGGCAGAGACAGAAAGCCCAGACCUCAUUCCGACGACCCCUCCACCACCUCGUGCAUGGGCUAUGCUUCCGCGGAUGGUGGCACUCGCGUGGCCGGUCGUCCUUGCCUACCUGCUGGAGAUGAUGAUUCCGGUGACGGCACUGGCUGUGCUGGGCCAUCUGGACUCGACCGAGGUGCUUGCCGGCGCUGCAUUGGGCACCAUGUUUGUCAAUGUGACUGGUAUGUCGCUUGGCUUUGGUCUCGCUACUGCUCUUGAUACUCUCUGUUCGCAGGCUGUUGGGGCGAGGAAGCUCGCCCUCGUCGGCGUCCUCGCCCAGCGCGGCGCACUCGUCCUCAUGGCCUUUGCUGCUGUCGUCAUCUUGGGACUCUGGAUCCACGCGGAGCGAAUUCUCCUGGCACUGGGCCAAGGCGCGCCGCAGGCUGCUGUUGCUGGGCGAUACAUCCGGUAUCUCAUUCCAUCGCUACCGGCGCUGCUGCUGGUAGAGGUGCUCAAGAAGGUCUGCUUUGCCCUGCAGAUUGUCCGCCCGCAGAUGGUCAUCAUGCUCUGCGUUAACGUGCUCAAUGUGAGCGCGCAGGUUGUGGCCAUCCAUGUGCUCAAGAUGCCGUACAUUGCGGUGCCGAUCAUUAUUUCGGUGACAAGCGUGGUGACGCUUGUGGCGCUGGGUGGAUACCUCGCGGGCUCGGGUCAUGUUGCGGCGAUCUGGACCGGUUGGUCGAGCGAGGCCUUCCGCGACUGGGCGCCUUUUCUCCGGCUCGGCGUCCCGGGCCUUGCCAUGCUCUGCCUCGAGUGGUGGGCGUUUGAGGUGCUUGCGCUCGAGGCCGGGCGGCUGUCGACGGCGGAUCUUGCGGCUCAGGUCGUGGUCCUCAACAUCGCCUCGCUUGCGUUCAUGGUUCCGCUUGGUCAGUCGGUAGCGGUCUCGACGCUAGUGGGCAACUUUCUGGGCGCGGCGCAGCCUGGGCAUGCCAAGCGCGCGGCGUACGCGGCGAUGGUGUGUGUGCUUGCGACUGCGGUAACCGUCGGCUCGCUGCUCAUUGGGCUGAGGUACCAGCUUGCGCGGGCUUACACCCGCAACGAGCAUGUGGUCCAGCUAGUGGCACGCUCGCUCGUGGUUGUCGGAUUUUUCCAGCUCUGCGACGGGACGCAGGCUGUGUGUUCGGGUGUCAUCCGGGGGACCGGGCGGCAAGCCAUCGGCGCGCUGGCCAACUUUCUGGGCUACAUUGUGGUCGGCCUCCCGCUUGGCGCACUCCUGACGUUCAAGGUCGGCCUUGGUAUCGAGGGCUUGUGGCUCGGGAUGACCAUUGGUCUCCUCAUCACUUCGUCGUUCUUUGCCUCGCUCGUUCUCCGGCAGGACUGGCAGCUGUGGUCGGAGGUUGCGGUGCGACGGUCGAAUGAGGCCGCGGCGGGGCUUGCCGGUCCAGGCUCCGACAGGAGCGGAAGCGAACUGGCGACCGCGCCGCUGCUGAUCAACAGCGACGGGCGCGCGCGCGUGUCCGAGUCGGGCCCCGAGUCGCCGGCAGCGUUUGUCAUCGACCUCGAGUUGCCAGACUCGAUCGAGUCGGCCGAGUCGGUUUGACUCGUGCGCAGACUAUGCGGAAGACAACGAACAGGCUGCUUGCAGCACGCUGACGAGCGCAAGCGGCCUGGUGUGGUUUUUGGGCGAGACGGUGACCGCGACAAUAAAGCUCUUUGGUAGCUCAA